AGUACAACUAUGUAAGACCGUGGCAACAUGGGGCAUGGGGGCAUUGGAUCGUUCGGCAGUGUCCGCAUCCGUCAGUUUCAAAGAUACUCUCGUAGCGUGCGGUAUAUCUCUCAUAGCUCGCGUUUUUCCGCUGCAUUUUUGAGAGAAUUUACGUAAAAGUUCCCAUUAAAAAGGCCCUUAAAAGGAGAAAAGUUUGCCGUAUAAAAAAUAAUUAAAAAGUGCUAAGAAACGCAAAGAAAAUACAUAAAUAAAACAGUGAAGCCUUGCCAGAGGAAACCAUAAACGAGGGGCAUUGCCAGGACAAAGAAACCGCAUGCUGUGUGCGCGUGUGUGCGUGAUUCCGUCACGGGCCCUCUAAUUGCAUUGAUUGAUAACCGUUACGACUGUCGUCUAUCUGUUUAUUGCUCAAGGAAUUUCCCGAUUUCCCCAUUGAAAUCUGGGUAAAAGCAGUGCGAAAAGUGUGACCAAAGUGCUAAAGAAUUCAAUAAGUGAAGGCAGCAGUGGGCCUCCCCCCCCCCACCACUGUGUGUGUCAGCGUGAAAAUUCAAGGAAUUUUCAAUUAAUUUAAAUCAAUCACAUGCUCAUACAAAAGUCCCAUCGACUGAAACCAAAUGAAAACCUAAUUAAGGAUUAAUUGAAACUCUAGAGAAUUUAAACAAAGAGUCGGCAACACGAAAUACCCAUACAUAUAUUUAUGGCAAUUAUUUGUCCCGGAAAAAGGCGCCUCUUUUCGAAAACAACCAUCACGAAUGCCUUGAUUUUGAAAGCUAUGAUAUAAUUGGCAUCUGCCAGACCAGACAUCCCACUGGAGGAGGACAGCAUAGCACAGGAGAGGACAGGACACUUCUCUGAUCUCCCAUCCGCACGAAGAAACCCAUUAAGCAGCCAAGAUGUGCAAUAAUUGGUGGUAACACCGCACUCGCCGCACGCAGGACAACAAAUAAUUAUCGAACCCAAGUAGCAACCGGAAGCAGCGUCGUCGUCUAUUAGCAGCGCAUACAAAAUGGCCGACCACACAGACACCACCGCAACCACAACGACAGCGACAGCGACAGCGACAGGAAGGAGCAGAGCCGUGCCUGUGCGGCUGCUCCUUCUGCUGGUGCUGCUCCUGCCACUGCCACAGAUACGGGCCUUCUGCCCCUCCAAGUGCCAGUGCCUGGGCGGCGAGGCCAACAGCCGGGCUUUGUGCGUGGAUGCCGCCCUGGAGGAUGUGCCCAUCCAGCUGAAUCCCGAGACCAAGUACAUCAAUCUGACGCUCAACCGGAUACGCAACCUGGAGUUCUCGCUGCCGUUCUACAUGAAGCUGGAGAUACUCGACCUCUCGCAGAACAUCAUCGAGACGCUGGGCUCGAAGAACUUCGAGUACCAGUCGGAGCUGCGGACGCUCAACCUGAGCAGGAACCUGGUCAGCUCCCUGCACAAGCACGCCUUCAAGGGACUGACCAAUCUGCUGCUGCUGGACCUCGGCUACAACCGCAUCGAGACGGUGCAUCCGACGGCCCUCGGCGACCUGGCCUCGCUGGUGGAGCUCGACCUGACCAACAACAAUAUUGUGAGUCUCGAGGACAACUGCUUCAAGGGCAUGGCCGCGCUGGAGGUGCUCGUGUUUCGCAACAAUCGCCUGCUCGACGUCCCGGCCAGCAAUCUGUGGCAUCUGCACGCCCUCAAGAGCCUGGACAUGUCCGACAACCUGGUGGAGUUUGUGCGCAACGACAGCUUCGAGGGACUGAAGGAUCUGCUGGCCCUCAGCCUCAGGGGGAAUGUGAUGAGCGAGCUGGAUGGCAGCGCCUUCGAGGGGCUCAUCUCGCUGAAGCACUUGGAUCUGGCGGAUAACAAUCUCACGGCGGUGCCCACACAGCAGCUGGCGAAACUUUCGAAUCUCACCUAUUUGAACCUCGGAGGCAAUCGGUUCGCCCACCUGCCGGCCGUGGCGUUCCUCAACUUGUUUCAUUUGCGCGAAUUGCACUUGAGCCGCCUCGACUAUUUGCAGCGCAUCGAUUCGAGGGCGUUCGUGGACAACACCCACCUGCAGACGCUGCAUUUGAACUACAAUCCGCAGCUGGGCGACAUACCGAUGCGCCUGUUCCAGGGCAAUCCCAACAUCCUGGAGGUCUACAUGCAGAGCAACAGCCUGCAGACGCUCUUCUCCGCCCAGUUCCCGGUGGACCAGCUGCAGAAGCUCUAUCUGGGGGACAAUCCGCUGCAGUGCAACUGCUCGCUGCUGUGGCUCUGGCGGCUCGUCACCGGCAACUUCGAGGGCGUCGAUCCACCGCUGGAGCAUGCGGCGGGCGGAGCCGUGGCCGCCCUGGCCAAGGAGGCCGGCGACAGGGAGACGGAGGCGCAGGCGGAGGAGGACGAUGCCACCACGGCGGCUGUGGCGGAGGACGGAGUGGCCGCUUUGGCCGCCUACAUAGCCGAGCAGCACAUCGCCAAUGCGCUGCACACCACCGAGCCGAGUGCCUACGAGCUGGCGACCUCCGCCUCUGCCUCCGCCUCGGCCUCGGCCUCGAGCCGCAGCUCUGGGUAUCUGCGGAUGGACCGGCAGCAGAUCGGCUGCGACAUCUGGCGGGACACGGUGCGCACCCGGCGGCAGCUGCUCUCCAUGAGCGAGGGCGAGAUCACCUGCCCCGCCCACAUCGUGACGGUGGUGUGCGCCGUCAUCACGUGCCUCCUGGUGGCCAUGAUCGGGGUGAGCGUCCUCUACUACCUGCGCUUCGUGAAGCGCCGCCGGAAGCUGCUGCACGAGCGCGGGCCCCUGCGCACCAGCAAGAGCAUCAUCAAUGUCCACGACCGCAUCCUGCAGGGCCACCAGCCGCUGGGCAUGGGCCUGGGCCUCGGCAUGAGCAUGACCCUCGGCGGCAGCAACGGGGGCAUGGGCAUGGCCCUCAACUAUCCACACCACGCGCAGACCCUGCAGGCGCACCAUCACUACCACCAGGCGAUGCCGCUGCAGGCGCCCCACGGCGCCGGCGGGCACGGGGGGCACGGGGGGAACGGGGGGCACGGGGGGAACGAGUACCAGCAGACGACGCUGCCGCAGCUGGACAAACUGGAGCUGGAACGGUAUCUGGCGGCCCAGACGAUUGCCAACGAGUACCGGGCCCUCAAGCCCUGGGAGCUGCCCGUCAAGGAGGCGGACGACGAGCCGGAGCACCUGUACGAGCGGUUCGAUCACUACGAGUAUCCCGAUACUCAGACCAUGAGCAAGCUCAAGCAGGCGGCGGCUCUCUCCUCGGCCGGGGGCUCUCCCGUGCCACAGGCUGCGGCAGCCGCUGGCAAGCCGCAUGUCGUCUACGUAUGACGUGGGCGUGGCCAGGAUUUGGAUAUCGAAAUGGGAAUGGAAAUGGAUAUGGUGGGCCCCAGUCUCACCAACAACAACUAUCGGAGCUAUGUGCAGAGCCAGUUCUGAAAUGAGGGAUCUCUAGGAUCCCAAAACGACGACGACGAGGACGACGCCAUGGAAACAAGGAAUGUGAGGUUAUGGUUUGUUUAAAAGGGCAACAAAGUUUAACAAGCGUCAAAUGAAACAAGGGAUAUACAUGUCUACGAAUACGACUAAAAGAUACAGAUACAUACUAAUCGAUAGGCUAUAAGGCACACACACACACACCCACACACACACACACACACAAUUUAGCUCGUUUUUCACUCUCUGUCUCUCGCUGUCUCCCUCUCUCAUAGUUAAUGGCAUUCAGCAUUCGAAUACUCUAGAUAGCAUCUUAGUGGAUAAGCUCUACCUUAAAAGUGAAUUUAAACCAUAAUUAUAUAAUGAUAUAUAGAGAGAUGUAAGGGUACAGUUGUGCUGGGGGAAUGCAGCAGCGCCCCUCGGCUGGCAACAGACACAACUGUACCCGCACUCGGAGAGAUGCAUGGGGAGCAUAUUGUGGCAUUGAAAACAACCCAAAUGGGGACCAAAUAGUCCAGUCCAGUCCUGUCCAGUCCUGUCCAGUCCUGUCCUGUCCAUAAGCCAGAUCGAGCCACUCUCCAUGUAUCUUUCCUUCAGCAAAAAAACAAAAAAAAAACAAAAGAAUAAAAAUCUAAAGUGACAAUAUACAAAUACAUAAAAUAUAAAGCAUUAAAAAUAAUAUAUAAAACAAAGCAAAAUUAUGAUAAUUCUAGAUGUACGCGUAUUAUAUGGAAUAAAUGUAAUAAACUCAAAGUUGAAAGAAUUUGUAAAUAUAUACCACAGGUUACCCCCCCCCCCCCCGUCGCCCUUCCCCUACAUUACUGUAAAUAAUUAAUAAAUUGCCAAUAAAUUCCCUCUAUUUGUGUUCAAAUCAAA
Drosophila pseudoobscura is the source of this 4285-nucleotide messenger RNA. RefSeq names its product Fish-lips (gene Fili). NCBI's taxonomy places the organism in Eukaryota, Metazoa, Arthropoda, Insecta, Diptera, Drosophilidae. The transcript has 6 exons. The record is from RefSeq and is a predicted model, not a curated record. The coding region runs from base 1004 to 3304 and encodes 766 amino acids. Gene Ontology annotation, molecular function: protein binding. Gene Ontology annotation, cellular component: plasma membrane.